AUGCGCAGUGCUGUGUGAUUUCAUGUUAUCGCCGUGUUGCUCUGUCGAGUUUUUUUUAAGAAUUUCUGAGGUUGAUAAAAGUCAGGAAGUGGACUACAUUUAAAGAGACUGAUCGGGAGAGCUGAUACACAAUGUUCGAGUCUGGCUUCAAGAAUGUGAACAUAAAUCUGACCUCGGCUAAUCCGAGGAGGACCUUCUCCUGCGGAGACACCGUCACUGGAACUUUAUCUUUCGACCUCACAAAGGAGACGAAAAUAACAUCCAUCACCAUGGCCCUGACUGGAAAUGUAGAUGUGCACUGGAGCACAGGCAGCGGGGGCAAGAAGAGACAUCGAAGACAUUUCUCUGCAAAAAUCAACUUGUUCAACUUAAAAAGCGUACUUCUGCAAGAAAACAGACUUGGUGGUGGACAAACCAAACUUCCCCCUGGGACGCAUGUGUACCCCUUCACCUGUCACAUCCCACACGGAGAUUUCCCAUCUUCUUUCCAUGGCAUUCAUGGAAGGAUACAAUACCUUUUGACAGUGAGCAUUGACAGACCGUGGCAUUUUGCAAAAUCCUUUGAGACAGAGCUACAUUUUUUAGAACGAAUCAGCAACAGACCUGAACUAUGGGCUCCACUCUCAGGAUCUAACAGUAUGAACGUCUGCUGCCUGUGCUGGACCUCUGGUCCAGUUGAACUGACAGCAACUUUAGAAAGAAAAGCAUUCAUGCGGGGUGAAACUGUGAAAGUCAUCUGUGAGAUCAACAACGCUUCAUCUCGGACAGUUACCCCCAAAGCCAGACUGAAGGAGAGGCAGACGUAUUAUACCCACGGAAGACACAACCGCAAUUCAGGCACACGAAACCUGGUCACUCAGAACGGAGAACACAUUAAACCCAACACACCAGAUGUCCACAAAGAACUCCUGCUCACCAUUCCCACCAAUACUCACCUGUCCAUCUCUAACUGCCCCAUAUUAGAAGUGGACUACAUGAUUGAGGUUCUUCUUGAUGUAAGAGGUUCUUCUGAAGUCAUUGUGCGCUGCCCUAUUAUCAUCUAUGAUAAUAACAUUUACAACACGCUUCCACUGCAGCCUUAGACUCUGCGUCUGCUGCUCCAUCUCAGGUAUUUCAGACAGUAUCUUACAUAUGUCUCAAUCAGGAAACCAAAAUCAUUCCAUUUCUACCAAAUUGAAUAUUCUAUAGGUUAUGACUUAUGCUCUGUCAGUACGAUCCUUGCUGCCACAGUUAAUACUGUUGUUUUGCCCAUGUGCAAGACUCUUUACCUGCCUUGCCUUAAAGAGGCUUUGAGUGCCACAAGGACGUAGAAAUGAGCCGUUUAAAAAUGACAUCAUGUGAUCAGACCUGCUGCACUCAGACUGAAAGAUUGUCUUAUCUAGGCCUAAGUGCACUAUAGUAUUGAACAUUCAUCAUUAGUUCCUUUGUGUGAAGUUAAUAUUUAUUAAUGUUUUUACACUGUAACUACAGCAGUUUGGUUGAUCUCCUUAAAUCAGCAGCAUUAAGGUUGACACACAAACACACAAAGAUCUAUUUAUGUCAGAUAAGACAUACAUUUUUAUAAAAUGUGCAUUUUCAUGACCUAAAUACUGUAAACCUGUGCACGCAAGCAACCAAAUGUAAUUCAUCUCAGUUGUUUAAUGCACAAAAUGAGACACAUACUCCAUGUGACAAUUUGAUUGUAGUUACUUUUCUUAAAAAAAUGUCUUUUAUCUGAACUACUUUUUCAUAUGUAAAAAAACAGAAUCUUUUUCACCAUGUGCCAUGGCAUCUAUGGUUGUGAUAUUGGCUGUUGACCAGUUUAUUACAGUGAUUCAUUGUGUAUUUCAACACUUCCUUACUUCAGUCAACAACUAUGAUUUUGCAGUGGCUCACCAUGUUCUGUCUGAGUAGUGUAGUGUGUAUCUAUCAGAAGUAAGAGUAAUUGUACUCAAGUAAGAGUACUAUUACUACAAAAUAAUAUUAAAGUACUAGUGCAAGACAUUACUCAUCACUCGACAUUACUACUAAGAGUCAAAAAGUAUAUGGGGAAACAACUAUUUAAGCAAGGGUAAGUAAGAAAGAACUGUCUUGAUGUAACAUCCGUUAAUGUUUAAAUGAUGCAAAAAAUCUGGUACUUCCAGCCACAAAAUUAAGAAAAACAAAGUAUAUCUUUAGCUAAAUGUUACCUGAAAUAAUACUGUUACGCUGUCAAAUAUAUUACUCAAGUAAGAGUAAAACUAUGAAGUCAGAAAACUAGUCUGAGAAGAACAAUUUUAUUAAAAAGUGACCCUCCUCUGAUCCUUUGUAUCAACACAGCCAGCGUUAGGGGGGACUGUUUGUUAUGUGAACAAAAUGUAGCCUAUACUAUUUUAUGUUACAUUUGAGAAACCUGGUAAAGUGCUCUUAGAUGUAUUGCUAUUUAUUUUUGGAACUCAUUUUUUUACAUACAUUUUAACAUGGUAAAUAGCCAGAUCUAAUGUCCAGUUCAAGCGAUGUUUGCUUUAACUAACAGUGUGUCACAUUAUAUGAAAUGCAUAACUAAUACAAUGUUCUACUGGGUAUAAAAGUGUUGUUGCUGUUACGUAUUUGGAUUGACUGCAUGUAUGAUAUGAUAAAUGAAGAGAAAUAAACUGUAUAAGAAACC
This is a messenger RNA of Periophthalmus magnuspinnatus, 2626 nucleotides long. Its product is annotated as arrestin domain-containing protein 3-like. Lineage: Eukaryota; Metazoa; Chordata; Actinopteri; Gobiiformes; Gobiidae. Gene Ontology annotation, cellular component: cytoplasm; plasma membrane. The record is from RefSeq and is a predicted model, not a curated record. The transcript has 6 exons. Bases 132 to 1082 code for a protein of 316 amino acids. Gene Ontology annotation, biological process: protein transport.